GAUUUUUACAAAACAAAGAUGGAAGAGCAAGUCAGAAGUCAAAAUAGCUCGAAGAUGUAAGUGACGGCGCCUGAAUACUCUUGGCUGGUAGAUUUCACCUACCUCAUUUUUUUCAUAUAUCUCAAACGUGGAAUCGCUGUUACUCAGUUUUUAUAUAUAAAAAUAAACACUCGCUCUUCUUCAACCAAACUCAUUUCCAAAAUUCCACAAAGUUUUUCAAAUGGCGAUUGCUUUCAAAUCCGGCGUCUUCUUCCUCCAAUCCCCAAAAUCUCAAAUUGGAUUCCGCCAUUCUUCUCCUCCUGAUUCAUCGCUUUCUUUCAAGAGAUUCACUCCCAUGGCUUCUCUCUCCACCUCUUCUCCUACUCUCGGUCUCGCUGAUACUUUCACACAGCUCAAAAAACAAGGCAAAGUAGCAUUCAUACCAUAUAUCACAGCUGGUGAUCCGGAUCUCUCUACUACUGCUGAAGCAUUGAAAGUUCUUGAUGCUUGUGGUUCUGACAUAAUCGAAUUGGGUGUUCCUUACUCUGACCCUUUAGCUGAUGGACCUGUUAUUCAGGCUGCGGCAACAAGGUCGUUGGAGAGGGGAACAAACCUCGAUAGCAUCCUUGAGAUGUUGGAUAAGGUUGUUCCACAAAUAUCUUGUCCGAUUUCGUUGUUCACGUAUUACAACCCGAUUCUUAAACGUGGGUUGGGGAAGUUCAUGUCCAGCAUCAGAGCUGUUGGUGUACAGGGACUUGUGGUUCCCGAUGUUCCUCUUGAGGAAACUGAGAUGCUGAGAAAAGAAGCCCUCAACAACGACAUUGAGCUGGUCCUACUCACUACACCAACCACACCAACAGAGCGAAUGAAGCUAAUUGUUGAUGCGUCAGAAGGAUUUAUUUACCUUGUGAGCUCAAUUGGAGUGACUGGUGCACGAUCAUCUGUAAGCGGAAAGGUUCAGUCGCUCUUGAAGGAUAUCAAAGAGGCGACAGACAAGCCGGUGGCAGUCGGUUUUGGAAUAUCAAAGCCGGAGCAUGUGAAACAGAUAGCUGGAUGGGGAGCUGAUGGAGUGAUCGUAGGCAGUGCAAUGGUAAAGCUAUUGGGUGAUGCAAAGUCGCCAACUGAAGGACUUAAGGAGCUUGAGAAACUAACCAAGUCUCUUAAAUCUGCUCUUCUUUGAAACACAAACAUUUGCAGACAACAUCUUUAGAUUGUGUUUUUGAUUAUUAUCGGUGUGUGACAAUGAUGUCUCAAUCUUUUGAUACAUUUCAAGUAUGAUUAAUAAGUUACUGUGACUCAAGCCACACAACCAGUUGCUCGGUUUACACAGAAUAAUAAAAACGUUAUGACUCAAAUUGUUUUCCAAUUUGGUUCGAUAAAUUUGCGACCCGGUUUGAUAUUAUGGUUCGAUUAAACCAGAACAAAACAACCCUAUAUAUAAUUUCUUUUGAAAUGAAUGAGAAAUAAAAAAACAAAG
Molecule: messenger RNA, 1456 nt
Organism: Arabidopsis thaliana (thale cress)
Lineage: Eukaryota; Viridiplantae; Streptophyta; Magnoliopsida; Brassicales; Brassicaceae
Gene: TSA1
Product: tryptophan synthase alpha chain
Exons: 8
Coding region: 221-1159 (312 amino acids)
Biological process (GO): L-tryptophan biosynthetic process
Cellular component (GO): chloroplast stroma; chloroplast
Molecular function (GO): indole-3-glycerol-phosphate lyase activity; tryptophan synthase activity
Source: RefSeq, marked reviewed